GUGAGGUCGGUGCACGUCUUGAUCGCACUGCUCGCUCUCCUUCCUCGUCAUCAUCCUCAUCGUCAUCAUCCUCAUCGUCAUCAUCCUCAUCGUCAUCAUCCUAGCCAUUCUCUUCUAUCCUCGAUAGCAUCCGUCAUCACAGGCGAAAGGUGAAACUCCACCAUGGAGACACUCGUAGCCUCCGACGAUUACGCAGCUGGCGGUACAAUUCCCUUUCAUGGAGAUGACGCUGACGCCAUUGCAAACGCGAACGACGCUGAGAUGAACGCCGAAUACGAGCAGCCCGGCUGGGAACACGAGGAACGCAUGGAGGAAGAAGGGGAACAAGAAGGGGACUCUAAUUCAGUUCUGAAGCCGACAGAUGCUUUUCCCCCUGUGGUAGGAGAAUCAGAAGAGGUGAUGGAGUACGAUCAAGAUGCUUCUGGAGAUGCCGCUGAAGAGGCAGACGAGGAUGGCGAUAUCGACAUCGGCGAAGUGGAUGAAAGCGCAGACGUCGUCAUCGCAGACGAGGAGGAACAAGUCGAUCAAGAAGGGCAAGAUGACUCCGCAUACGAGCAGGGUGCUGAGAUCGUCCAGGAGGUAGUGCUUGAUGAUGAGCAGGAAGAGCAGCAACAUGGUGACGCGCCCGAAGCCACAGAGCUCGCAUCUGAUAAUCCACCUGUACUGGCAGCGGUAGCAGAGAGCGAAGCGGCGAAGCUGGGCACGAGUCAAGAAGGUGACCACUCCGGAGAACCUUCAUUGUCAGGUCCAACAGUCGGGGCAGCGACUGAUUCAUCCGCAGAUGUACCCACGGAUGCACCGAACGUCGACAGUGAAUCUGUGGUAGCGCAUGAACAGGCCACCUCAGAAUCUACAGUCCGUGAGCCAUCGCCCUCCAGCGGACAGCAACACGAGAGCAACGCAAAUGCUGAUUCGAGCGGUGCGGAGGGCGCAGCCAAGAAUGCCGACGUUGGAGGUGCCGAACAAGCGGCUGACGAAGUCGAGGACGACGACCAGGCCGGAGACGCCUCAUCCUCGGAGUCUUGGGAUGCCGGAGAAGAAGAAGAUGAGGUAGCAAUCGAACCCAUUCGGCUGUCUUUCCAAGACCAAUCGUUCGCCAUCUUCUCUGCGGACCCAGAGUCCACGAGCUAUCUGGCCUGGGACGAUGAGACAGACACACUCAAGACUGUACCGGCUCCGAGACUUGCCGUGGACGAAGAUGUAUUCUGGUCGCCGCUUGAGACUCUUUUCAAUGCUCUGAGAGUCAAAGAUGCACUGGGGGAGUUUCUUGAAGGCGAAAGUGGAAGUGAGCUGGUGAUGACGUUCCCAGAGCUGGAGCUGACGGUUCGAGAGGACAAUGUUUAUGCUCGCGAGAUCUCCCUCACCCAUCUGAUACGUCUUCACCAUCAGCUGGGUCUUCGAGACAGCAUGCACAUUCGGAUCUCUGAGGAUUCGAGAUUCAUCUCACAAUACAAUCUCUUGGCGCAGCAGAUCGCUCAAGCGCAAAAACAAGGAGCUGAAGAUACUAGCGGAGAAGAAGUAGGCGCCCCUGAGGCCGAAGAGGCAGUAGCAAGCGCGAGCACACUCCCUCUCACAGCGGAAAGUGAUGGGGUGAUGGGAGAAGGUGGCGCGGCGCAAGAUGAGAGGGUCGGUGCUCUGAAGAACGCAGAUGCCGCACACGAGGAAGUCGAGGAGGCAUCUGCCACUGUGGCUGCAGAAGUGAAGCCAACAGCUACCGAAGAGGCUGCGGACAUUGACGGUGAAAGCGGAGGCGCGGACUUGAACACAGCCAAGAAUGGCGCUGUCGAUGGCUUGGCCGCUCAAGACGCCGAAGCAGUACAGAAAAGUGGUGCACAGCAAGGAGAGGCUUCGGCCACCUCUACUUACGAGGAGCAUGGCAGUGAAACCGUCCGAGAAGCAGAUGGCGCCGCGGAAGAGAUCAUAGAGUACCAGGAGGAAGGCGAUGAGCAGCUCUCUGCCCAUCUAGCCGAUCAGGAGGAAGGCUACGUCGAUGAGACUCAAGAAGCGGAAGCGGAAGGAGCCGAUGAUCAGGAGACAGACAAUGUUGCCGAGCAUCCGGAUGCAGACCAAUGGCAAAUCGUCGAGGGCGAAGAGGAAGAAGCCGACGAUGAAAAUAUCGACGCUCCAGAGGAGGAAGCUACCGCAGCUGCGGAUGUAGGCACUGCAGACUAUGAGGAGCAACUGCAAGAAGAGUCUGGUGAAACGACCGCCGGGUCCACAAAUGGCGACAAAACAGAAAGCUCUUCGAAUCCAAGACCUGGGACGCUGGCAUGAAGAUUACGAGACAUGCUCUCACUCGUUCGCUGUCAUUGUCCACGAUACAUUCCUCCCCCUUCCGCAAGACUCAAAGCAAUUCCUCCAUUCCAAUUCAUCACACACUCUCCCCCUU
Messenger RNA from Microstroma glucosiphilum, 2389 nucleotides. RefSeq lists its product as hypothetical. Lineage: Eukaryota; Fungi; Basidiomycota; Exobasidiomycetes; Microstromatales; Microstromataceae. The record is from RefSeq and is a predicted model, not a curated record. The transcript is spliced from 4 exons. The coding region runs from base 163 to 2274 and encodes 703 amino acids.